CAGAAACUAAGUCCAAAACAGGAGACAGCGUGACGGUGGCCCUAUGGCAGAAUUCUGCUCUAAAUAGGUCCCACUGCAUGAUUUAACAUGGACAAAGCGCUCUGCAGCCUCCUGAUUCUUGGAACCACAGCAAUGAUGGUCUACGCAUGCCCAAAAUACUGUGUAUGCCAGAACUUGUCUGAAUCAUUAGGAACCCUCUGUCCUUCAAAGGGCCUUCUCUUUGUGCCUCCUGACAUUGACCGUAGGACUGUGGAGCUUCGUUUGGGGGGCAACUACAUUAUACGAAUUACCCAACAAGAUUUUGCCAACAUGACGGGAUUAGUGGACUUAACGUUAUCCCGAAAUACUAUUAGCUCAAUACAGCCAUUUUCUUUUAUUGAUCUUGAGACUCUACGUUCACUGCAUUUGGACAGCAAUCGCUUGACAGAGCUUGGGUCAGAUGUCCUCAGGGGACUCAUCAAUAUACAGCAUCUCAUCCUUAACAAUAAUCAGCUAAAUCGUAUCUCAAAUGAAGCUUUUGACGACAUUCUACUGACAAUGGAGGACCUGGACCUUUCAUAUAACAAUCUCCAAAGCAUUCCAUGGGACUCUGUCAGAAAGAUGGUUAACCUGCAUCAGCUGAGUCUGGACCACAAUCUUAUUGAUUAUAUAGCAGAAGGUACUUUCACUGACCUCCAGAAACUGGCUAGGCUGGAUUUAACAUCCAACAGACUGCAAAAACUCCCUCCUGAUCCAAUAUUUGCUCGCUCACAAAACAAUGUGGUGCUCACAACGCCUUAUGCUCCACCACUGACACUCAGUUUUGGAGGAAAUCCUUUACAUUGUAAUUGUGAGCUUCUUUGGCUUAGGAGAUUAGACAGAGAGGAUGACAUGGAAACAUGUGCAUCUCCACCAAGUCUCAAAGGAAGGUAUUUUUGGUAUGUGAAGGAAGAAGAGUUUGUGUGUGAGCCUCCUCUCAUUACUCAACAUACCCAUAAACUUCUAGUGCUAGAAGGCCAGACUGCAAGUUUAAGGUGCAAAGCCAUAGGAGAUCCACCACCAGUUAUUCACUGGGUGGCCCCUGAUGACAGACUAAUUGGAAACUCCUCAAGAGCUGUAGUCUAUGACAAUGGCACUUUAGAUAUUGUGAUCACAACUUCCAAGGAUUAUGGAACUUUCACUUGCAUUGCUGCCAAUGCUGCUGGAGAGUCCACAGCAUCCGUUGAACUCUCCAUCAUACAACUUCCCCACCUCAGCAAUGGGACAAAUCGUACCUCACAACCCAAGUCAAGACUGUCAGAUAUAACCAGCUCAACAAAAAGCAGCAAAGGAGAGGCAAAGACCACACCAGAAAGAGUUGUUUCUGUAUCAGAGGUGACUUCAGUUUCAGCAUUGGUGAAAUGGGCAGUCAGUAAAUCAGCACCAAAAGUAAAAAUGUACCAACUACAGUAUAACUGCUCUGAUGAUGAAGUUCUUAUUUACAGGAUGAUUCCUCCUGCAAGCAAAGCAUUCCUGGUAAACAAUUUGGUGUCUGGAGUUCAGUAUGAUCUUUGCGUACUUGCCAUUUGGGACGACACAGCAACAACCCUUACUGCCACAAAUGUGGUAGGAUGUGUCCAGUUUAUCACCAGAGAGGACUACCCCCAGUGCCAGUCCCUGCAUAGCCAGUUCCUAGGGGGGACCAUGAUUCUAAUUAUAGGAGGAAUAAUUGUUGCAACUCUUCUUGUGUUCAUUGUCAUUCUUAUGGUGCGGUACAAAGUGUGUAGCAGCGCCAAUUCUGGGAAGAUCCCAAAUGUUAGCAACACCUAUUCACAAACUAAUGGGGGCCAUCAAGUUCACAAUGGGGUUUUGCCUCAGGUCAACCCUAAAGUUGUGGUGAGAGAUGAGCUAAUGGAUUUUAACUGUGGCUCUAUGCAUAGCAGCAUGACCUCAUCUACUAGCUCUAUGGCCAGCAGGGAUGAUGACUACAGCGUCCACAGUAACAGGAGCACUUUAUCUAAUAAGUGGAGGCCGGUCUCCAAGCCCAGACACAAUGUUGACCACCUCUUGGGGGCUUUUGCUUCUCUUGAAUUGAGAGGCCAGAGGCAAGAGACAGAUCAUACUGAUUCAAGAAGCUCAACUCUCAAUCCUCACUCUGACAAGGAGCCCCUAUUGGGUCGUGGAGAAUCCAAGCUCAGAAGCCUUCUUAUGUUACCUCUGGAAAGCAAGCCCAAGAGGAGUCAUUCCUUUGAUAUGGGAGAUUUUUCUACAACUCAGUGCUGCAGCUAUCCCAAAAAGAUCACCAACAUCUGGACUAAACGGAGCCUUUCUGUCAAUGGAAUGCUGUUGCAGUAUGAUGAAGGUGAUCUAGAAGGCAGCAAAGGAAACUAUGGGAGCUCGGAAUGGGUCAUGGAAAGCACAGUUUAAACUCAAUCAGUAUAUAAUAAACCUGAAAACAUUAUGUGCAGUCCAUAAUGGCAUCUUUUAAGGCCCAACGUUUUAUGACUUCUUUUCCCAGGGUGCAGCAUUAAUAAAUGUGCAAACAUUUUCACAUAGUGUGGCACUGCGGCUACAGGCAUGAAGAUACCUGUGAAAAAAGUUAAAGAGCACCUUGGGUAACAUUUAAAACAUGUUGUACACGGAUGAUAUAUUUCAAACAGCCAAUUGUUUAGGAGUCAGAUCAUAUUUACAUGAAAAGAAAAUGACACCUGAGCUCUUUCUUCAGACCAUUUAGUGGAACAGGGUUAUAGACUGCUGGGUAAUGCAAAAUCCUGUAUUUGGGAAGAAACGUAUAGCAUUUGGAAUGCAGUUUUAACUAUUGAAUGAUAAUAAAUAAAGAAUAGGAGCUAAGGUUACAACAAAAUUUGUAACUUGGUAACUUUUAUAGUUUUAAAGAUAAGAGUAUUUAUUACUUGCCUGCAAAUGAACAUGACUAAAAAAACAAACUUUUAUAGUGAACUUAAAAAAAAAUGUUUUCAUUUGCUUCAGCCAGUAAAAGAACUGUGCUCAGUCUGAGCAUUUCUUUAAGCUGGUCAAGGAAUAACCCAUACAACAGGAUCUGACAUCUGGGGGGAGUUGAGAUGACACCCUUUUUAAUGUGUGCUCCGGUAAGACAUUGACGUCCACCUCUUUCCUGUUGCAAAUUAUUUAAUGGGGUAAUUGCAUUUUGUAACAAUCAUAUCUGAAGUUCAUUC
Molecule: messenger RNA, 3152 nt
Organism: Erpetoichthys calabaricus (reedfish)
Lineage: Eukaryota; Metazoa; Chordata; Cladistia; Polypteriformes; Polypteridae
Product: leucine-rich repeat and fibronectin type-III domain-containing protein 2
Exons: 3
Coding region: 88-2385 (765 amino acids)
Cellular component (GO): postsynaptic density membrane; cell surface
Molecular function (GO): protein binding
Source: RefSeq, a predicted model, not a curated record